Ostertagia ostertagi is the source of this 600-nucleotide messenger RNA. The record is from the annotation of a GenBank genome assembly. NCBI's taxonomy places the organism in Eukaryota, Metazoa, Nematoda, Chromadorea, Rhabditida, Trichostrongylidae.
AUCAUUUUAUGCAUUCUCAGAGUUGCUCAGAAAAAUAAUCCAUUGAGAAAUAAACUUUAUUCCAGUUUUGAUUACCUUUUCGUCACGUUUUGCUAUAUUGGCGUUGGUCUUGCCCUGACCACAAUGGCUAUCGAAUUGGCCGCUGAUCUUCUACGAAAAGUGCACUAUGUUGGUCGAGAAGUCGAGGAUGUGGCCAGCACUGUUGUGUGGUUUGGAGGCAAGAAAAUGACAAUGAGGAAGCUGAUAAGGAAUCUCGGAGAUCAAUUCAAUGUUCCUGAAGAAGAGCUGGCCAAGUUCGAUCUCAACCAAUUUGUCAACGAUGCCAUGAAAGUGGAGGCAGGCGAGAUUAAGACGCUACGGAAACCGGUCUGUGCUUUCCAAGGUUCGCUGACCUUCAGUAAGCUGCGUGACUCGGGCGAAAGCGACAUUCGAUAUGUCGACGAACGCUUAGGAAAAUAUUACGAUGCACCUGGCGAUUCCGUACGUACCAUGGAAACGUUGCCGAUGAACGAAGCGAAGAGUUGCAUGGAGUUUCAAGUUCCUCCUUGGAUCUUGAAUGUCCAUUCUUCACCGAUUCUUCAUUGCCACUUCGUUCGAUGA